CGUCAGUCAUUUAUAACCCACCUGCGAUGCCAUUACAUCGCUAACGGUCAGCUCGCGACUAGGAAGUAGUGAGAGUUGUACAACGAAAAUGUGUGAUUAACAGCCGGUACAAUUUGUUAAUACGCGCACGUAUCAACCGUAUCAGUUCAGGAAAUAUCAUGUGAAAAAAUCCGUCGGGUUUUGUAAACGUUGUCCUGAGUAUUUCAUUGUGCGUUCGCGAUACUCAUUCACGUGCGUUUAUUCACGCAUAUUUAAUACCUCUGCUGUGCCGCAUCUUUAAUUGUAGCGGUUCGGCUUCGGUUCUCUCACUGUCUUUAAGGAACAUUGGGCUUCUAGCGCGAAACAUCAUGCAUUCGGGACAGAAAACGAAAUGCAUGAGUGAUGUAGCUGAAGAUUUAGGUAGAUGCGGGAAGAGUGACAGAUCUGGCUGCGCCGACUCACUGCUGGUGACCGAAGAGAGACACCUGAGAGCGGCUAGUCCACGCGGCGCAAACGGGGAUGAAGACUCGGAAGCGGAGUCCCAUCAGGACGGGCGUACCGUGGAUGUGGACCCGGAUACAAGGAGGAGGGCGUUCAGCUGGUGCCGUGACUUUCUGUCCGGGUCAUGGAGGACUAUAUCAGAACAUGACUUUGAAAUCACAAUAGUCAGUGGAGGCCUCAGUAACCUGCUGUACAUGUGUAGUUUGCCCGACAAUGUUCAACCCACCGGGGUCGAACCUCGAAGAGUUCUGCUCCGGAUCUAUGGUGCCAUUCUUCAGGGAGUAGAUUCUCUUGUUUUGGAAAGUGUGAUGUUUGCCAUUUUAGCAGAGAGACAGUUGGGCCCGCGUCUCUAUGGCAUUUUCCCAGAGGGUCGUCUGGAGCAGUACUUGCCCAGUGAGCGCUUGCGUACAGAGCAGUUGGGGUAUCCAGAAAUCUCUGCUGAAAUAGCCAGUAAGAUGGCACGUUUCCACGCCAUGGAGAUGCCAUUCAACAAAGAACCCAAAUGGUUGUUUGAAAACAUUGAUCGGUACAUGAAGCAAGUUAUGAUGAUAACAUUUGUGCGAGAAGCUCACAUCAAAAAAUUCAAAAAACUGAUGAAGUAUGAUCUUCCUGCAGAACUGGAAAGUCUGAGGUCACUGCUGGCUGCAACUCCCUCUCCAGUUGUGUUUUGCCAUAAUGAUGUCCAGGAAGGAAAUAUCCUCAUGUUGGAUGGCAGGGAAAAUUCAUCUGACAAACUAAUGCUCAUAGACUUUGAAUACAGCAGCUAUAACUACAGAGGCUUUGACUUCGGGAAUCAUUUCUGUGAAUGGAUAUAUGACUACACAUAUGAUCAAUGGCCCUUCUAUAAGGCAAAAGUGGAAAAUUACCCCAACAGACAACAGCAAUUGCAUUUUAUCAGACACUAUCUGUCAGAGCGAGGGGGCGCUGUACAUGAAGACCAAGCCAGAACAGAAGAGGAGAUGAUAAUCGAGGCAAACCGGUUUGCCCUUGCGUCUCACUUCCACUGGGGUCUGUGGUCCAUUAUCCAAGCCAAGAUCUCCAAAAUCGAGUUUGGAUACAUGGACUAUGCACUGCACAGAUUUGACACAUACUUCAAACAGAAGAAGCUCUUUUCCUGAAUUCUUUCCUGCUCUUAACGUGUAUGCUUGAUAUAAUCUUGUAUCACUCAUUACUGUAUAUUUUGUUUAUUUAAUCAUUCAAGAAAGGGCCCAGUAAAAAAGAUUUAGACUUGUAAAGAACAUAACGGUUAUGUUGGGUGAACAUCAUUCUUAAUUCAUGACAAUAAUAAUAAUAAUAAUAAUAAUAAUAAUAAUAAUAAAAACAGACAAAAAUGGGAAGAUAAAAAAAUAUAAGCAAAAGAAAAAAACAAUUCCUUAUGUAUGUGUUUUGACUGAAUAGUAAAUACAGUUCAUGUCAUACUGCUAAACUGUAAAGAGCAAACCGUCAAAAUAAUUAGUUAAUUUAUUUAUAAUAAUGUAGCUGCAAUUUUGUGUAAAACACAGUCCAAAUGAAGUCUGUAGUCCUGGUUUCACAUGCUGUCAUUUCUUUUUCCUAUCAUAUGAAAAACAGUAUAGUAUCUCUUCCUGUGCUGCUUUGUUUAUAUACUGUGAAGUAUGCAUUGCACAUCUAUUAUUUAAACCAACUUGAGUCCAUCUAUUGAUUAGUUUAAGAAUCUGUGUAAACAAAGAUCACUACUUGGCUUCAUUUUGAUUAUGAAUGGCUAUGUUUAGGUAAUAUUUAGACAUGACCUUUCUCUCUCCUGCCAUAUUCAUUAUAUGCUGCAAUAACUCAUGUCAAAGUAUGGAUCAAUGCCACAAUAUCCAAAAUACAUGUGUAUACAUGUCAUUCACUUCUCAUCACUUUAAGAGCAAAGGUGUUUUAGGAACUACAAUCUUCUUGUAGUUAAUGGUUUAAAUAGUUCAUAUAUUUACAUCUAAUUCUGGAAAAUUGUGCAUCCAACAACCUGGUUUUUCAUAUUUUAAUGUAUGCAAAACAUGUUUUGUCCUUUUGUGCUUCUAUAAACUGCUAAAGUGCUUUUAUUUUUUAAUUGCUGUUUGUUUUAUGCUUAUUUAUAAUUUUGUGUUGUCCAAAGCAAUUCAACUGUCAGUGAAAUUUUAUGCAGUAAACCAAAUGUAUAUUCCACUGCAUUAUGAGUCCCCAAUUGAAAAAUGGCAACACAAAAGCAUGAAGGCAAAUGCAUGCUAGUAUUAUACAAUGAUUUGGUGGGGACGGAUCUUUGGCUCUUCUUAUAGUGGGAGUGUUUGAAUGGUCAAGCUAAUCUGUAAUCUGUAUAUCAUUUUCGCCAUGCUUUUUGGUGUCCCCAUAUGUAGUAGCAUCUCUAAAUUCAGGGGCAAAAGUGAGGGAUCAUUUGUAUAUUGGGCUGGUCUAAUUAAACAUAUGCUCCCAAAUUCCUAAUAUGUAUCCACGUUGAUAUUGAAUCUGUGAUUCUUAAAAUUGAUUUGUGCUGCAGUUGUACUAUUAGAACCAAUGUGUAGAUUUCUACAUCUGAAUCUGUGGCAAAUUUGUGUUAUACUAUAUAACACUAGUAUACUGUUUUUGUUUGUUUGUUUAUUUGUAUUGCCAUCAUCCAUUAAAACUACACAUCCUGA
Messenger RNA from Myxocyprinus asiaticus (Chinese sucker), 3089 nucleotides. It is a transcript of the gene chkb, whose product is annotated as choline kinase beta. Gene Ontology annotation, cellular component: cytoplasm. NCBI's taxonomy places the organism in Eukaryota, Metazoa, Chordata, Actinopteri, Cypriniformes, Catostomidae. The record is from RefSeq and is a predicted model, not a curated record. Gene Ontology annotation, molecular function: choline kinase activity; ethanolamine kinase activity. Gene Ontology annotation, biological process: phosphatidylethanolamine biosynthetic process; CDP-choline pathway. The transcript has 11 exons. Bases 348 to 1598 code for a protein of 416 amino acids.